Messenger RNA from Girardinichthys multiradiatus, 689 nucleotides. RefSeq names its product mitoregulin-like. Gene Ontology annotation, cellular component: mitochondrial inner membrane. The coding region runs from base 282 to 452 and encodes 56 amino acids. The record is from RefSeq and is a predicted model, not a curated record. Gene Ontology annotation, biological process: positive regulation of mitochondrial membrane potential. The transcript has 3 exons. NCBI's taxonomy places the organism in Eukaryota, Metazoa, Chordata, Actinopteri, Cyprinodontiformes, Goodeidae.
GAGAGAACCAACGCAUGCACGGGGAGAACAUGCAAACUCCAUGUUUAAAGACCCCUGGCCGGGAGUCGAACCUGGGACCUAAAUCUUCAAAAAGUGUCUGAGUCACUACUAGUGAUCGUGAGUCUUUGGGGAUCUGUAGCAGCUGUGAAAAAGGCCUGUCAGCUUUCUAUGGAUAGUAAUAGUGAUGAAGAGCAGUCAGCUUCCUUUACACACUGUGACACCACCUAUUUCCGGUGUCCUGGGACUUACGCAAACACGCGGUUUGCUUCCGGGAGGUUGACAUGGGAGACGUCUCGGAGAGGACUUUGCAGGUGACCGUGGUGGUUUCCUUUGCCGUGGGUUUCCUGACGGGCUGGCAGGCCAACAGAAUGAGGAGGAAGUUCCUGGACUGGAGGAAGAAGCGGCUGCAGGACAAACUGGCGGAGACGCAGAAGAAGCUGGACCUGGCUUGAAUGGUGGCGGUCUGCUCCAUGAAGCUGGUUCAUCCUGCUUGUUCUUCAUGUUUGGUCUUACCACACCUUGUAAAGCAAGUCUGAUCUUGAUGUACCUGCAAAAGCUCCUUUGAAGAAACCUUUAUUAAAAGAAAGAAACAUCCUCUGUGGACAUGUACAAAAUAGAAGAAGCUGCACAUUUGUCUUUGUAGCAGUGGAACUUUUUCAUAUAUGAGCAAAUAAAUUAUAUUUUCCUUU